Debaryomyces hansenii CBS767 is the source of this 546-nucleotide messenger RNA. RefSeq lists its product as uncharacterized. The record is from RefSeq and is a predicted model, not a curated record. The transcript has a single exon. NCBI's taxonomy places the organism in Eukaryota, Fungi, Ascomycota, Pichiomycetes, Serinales, Debaryomycetaceae. Bases 1 to 546 code for a protein of 181 amino acids.
AUGCUUACCCGGUACAUUCUACAAUUGCUCGUUCUCAUAUCGAUAGCAUAUGCACAUCUUCUGUCAGUCCAGAUAUAUGCCAAACCGUUAUCGUCCAAGCCCAUCACCCUAGGCUCCCUCCACUACGACAAAAAUACUACCCACGCUUCGUUCACUCAAAACGACCUCGCCAUCGAUGAUGGCCACUACUGCAUCGGUACCACCGACUUGCCCAACCUCGAAUGUUUCACGUACACAAAACUAUCCAAAUCUACAUUUGGGACGAAAUUGUUGCUCGUGCACCUCAAUGCCGACAAAAACAUAGCACACCUUUCAAUGUCUACAGCAUCGUUGUCAAAGAAUACAUCAGAGUCCCCCAUCCAGGUGGCCGUCUCGAAAGUCAACUACGACCCCAAGCCCAUCAAGAACACAAAAGCCGAGAAGGCCCACACCAAUCCUGAGGCCACCAAAGAGGAGGCUCCCAAGUCGUGGAUCCAAAAAAACUGGAUGUAUGUGGUUCCACCUCUCUUGAUCAUGUUCGUUUUGCUAGGCGACGACAAGAAAUAA